CUUUACAGCGCCCAUUAUCACCGUCCAAUUCUUUCAAGAUGGCGACCCUUCAGGGAUCAGGAAUCCCAAGGGUGAAACUGGAGUCGCUUCCAGAUGCCAACAUCAAACCAGAACCUAUGGACGACACGCCGUCGCCCUACGUUGAUGAGGAUGAGGAAAUGUACGACGAGGACACUGCCGACCUGGAUUUUUCGCAAGCACAACAACAACUAUGGCUUAGUCACAUUCCGAAGACACUGUGGGAAGCACUAUCCAAACUUCAAGACGAUGACGAAAUAGAGAUCGGGACCAUACGAGUUGAGGGCUCAGAGACUAACCCGUCAAGAGUCAGUAUGCUGCUCAAAUCAAUACCGGAAUUUGCGAACGAGCCGAAAGAAUACAAUCUAUACCGUCCACCGACUGAGAGACUACGAGUUCGAAGACCUGGUCAAGCGUUUGUCUUCUCGGAGAAAGAUCUACCAGGCUACAAGCCUCGAGCAUUCGCCUGGGACGACAUUGACGAAGAGGGAAAUCCAGGACAAGGCCGCUCGUUUCUGUACGAGAGACACAAGCGCGAGCUGAAGAAGAAAGAGAACAAGGGCCGUUUCGUCCCUUACGCACGCCGCCCGAUACCAAAGCAAACUGCCAUUGCGGGGACUGUGGCAAGAGAGUUCGAAGCCGUGCCAGUCAAGAACGAGGAAUAUUUCGUGCUCGAGAACAAACAGGCUUCACAGAUGCUCAAGCCACCGGAACGAGAAACGGCCGUGUUCGAUCCAAAGAGAGAUCCGUCAAGGCAGCACGUGCCGCUGAUGAGCAUGAGCGACAGGGCUAAUGCGAUCAAGAAUGCGCAAGCUCGAAAACAAGCGCAGAAGGAGAACCGCGCUGCUCGUGUCGACAAACACGUCCUCAUCGACAAACUUCUCGAGCUCUUCAGGCAGCAUCGCAUUUGGGGUCUACGUGAUCUCAAGGCGAAGGUCAAUCAACCCGAGGCAUAUCUACGGCAAACGCUGGAUGAAAUUGCGUUCAUGUGGAAGGCAGGAGACUUCAACGGCAAAUGGGAGCUCAAGGAUGAAUACAAGAGUGACCCUGCGCUGCAGAACCCGAUGGGUGUUGUGGCGCCUAAAGUGGAGGACUCUGACAUGGAUAAAUCUGGCUUGGACGACGACGACGAUGACGACCCCUUUGAGGAUGUCGGAGCAUAGGUUUCUCUGAAUCAUUUGACAGCAGCAAGGCGGCGUUUUGGAAAAACGGUUGAAUAAAAAGAUACCCAGGCGGCUGUAUGACAUUGAAAGACGGUUGGGAGCCGGGCUUCGUCUUGUAUUGUUUAUGGGGAGCUUGGAAAAGCAUCGACAUCUUGAAGCAAGGCUCUUUCCAAAACUGCACCUUGCCAACAUACCUAGGUAGACGGCUUACUGAGGCGUUGCCGCUUAACACUAUUCUUAGAAAGGCAAAAGACCUAGAACGAAC
Exophiala xenobiotica is the source of this 1446-nucleotide messenger RNA. RefSeq lists its product as uncharacterized. The transcript is spliced from 3 exons. Bases 39 to 1181 code for a protein of 380 amino acids. Gene Ontology annotation, cellular component: transcription factor TFIIF complex. The record is from RefSeq and is a predicted model, not a curated record. Gene Ontology annotation, biological process: transcription initiation at RNA polymerase II promoter; transcription by RNA polymerase II. Lineage: Eukaryota; Fungi; Ascomycota; Eurotiomycetes; Chaetothyriales; Herpotrichiellaceae.